This is a messenger RNA of Oncorhynchus keta (chum salmon), 678 nucleotides long. RefSeq names its product zinc finger and SCAN domain-containing protein 21-like. NCBI's taxonomy places the organism in Eukaryota, Metazoa, Chordata, Actinopteri, Salmoniformes, Salmonidae. Gene Ontology annotation, biological process: regulation of transcription by RNA polymerase II. Gene Ontology annotation, cellular component: nucleus. Gene Ontology annotation, molecular function: RNA polymerase II transcription regulatory region sequence-specific DNA binding; DNA-binding transcription factor activity, RNA polymerase II-specific. The transcript is spliced from 4 exons. Bases 34 to 678 code for a protein of 214 amino acids. The record is from RefSeq and is a predicted model, not a curated record.
UCCUCCCUUGCUAAAGAAGAGGAGAUCUGCUGUAUGGAGAAUGAAGCUCUGGGACUGAACAUUGUCGUGGAAGAUGAAGAUGAUGUUAUUGAAGAAACAGAGGAAGGACAUUUUAGAGAGGAAGAGGAUGCUGUCGCAAUAAAGGUGAAGGAGGAAGACGUCUUGGGAGUGAAAGGGGAGACAGAAUAUCAGAUUAACACCAGCCCUUUUCACACAGGAGAGAGACAUGACUAUGGUGGAUCCUCUGGGAAGAAGCCUCAACAACAUCCUGAUGCUGACGAGUCCGAGAAGAGUCUCUCCGGGUCAGAACACCAGAUGGACAACGCUAGCCCUUCGUCCCUCCCAGAGUCCAUGUGUCUUGCCUCUCCCGGUAGCACCUUACUGCUGGGUAUGAAGAGGUUGUCUGUGCUGCUGGUGGACUGCAGGAAAACAACAGAGCUGAGUGGAACUGUGAGAGGAGGAGAAGAGAAGAAAGGAUCAGAUUUGACUCAUCAAAGAGAAAAAACAAACCCUGAGGAACCAGGGACUUCCAAACCGGCAAGACAACACCUCUGCUCCCAGAUUGGAAAGAGUUUUACCAAGUUAGGAAGUCUGAAAAGACAUGUGAGGAAACACACAGCAGAGAAGCUACACCAUUGUGCCCAGUGUGGAAAGAGUUUUAACCACUUAGAAACAUGA